GAAAAAAAACAAUUAGUUUAUGAAACAAGUUUGACAAAGAAUCAGAUUGAGUAUACUGAUAUGGAUGAAAGAUUUUAUGAAUUUUCUAAUGAGAUAUUAGAUUUUCUUGGGUCUGAUACUUUCUUACCUAUGUUAGAUGAAAUUGAUCCUAUUGCUGUUUCAAAUAAUCUUUG
Messenger RNA from Racocetra persica, 173 nucleotides. The record is from the annotation of a GenBank genome assembly. Lineage: Eukaryota; Fungi; Glomeromycota; Glomeromycetes; Diversisporales; Gigasporaceae.